Molecule: messenger RNA, 2160 nt
Organism: Elephantulus edwardii (Cape elephant shrew)
Lineage: Eukaryota; Metazoa; Chordata; Mammalia; Macroscelidea; Macroscelididae
Product: zinc finger protein 18-like
Exons: 9
Coding region: 1-2160 (719 amino acids)
Biological process (GO): regulation of DNA-templated transcription
Molecular function (GO): RNA polymerase II cis-regulatory region sequence-specific DNA binding; DNA-binding transcription factor activity, RNA polymerase II-specific
Source: RefSeq, a predicted model, not a curated record
AUGACUUUGGAGAUGGGACAGCCUCUAGUCCAGGUACCACCACUGGCAAAGGCAGAGAACACCUCACUCUCUGGAGUAGGUACUGCCCCUCAAGGGGAACUCUGUAGCCUUGAAGCUGCCCGGCAGCUUUUCAGACACUUUCAGUACCAAGUGCUGUCUGGGCCCCACGAGACCCUGAGGCAACUCCGGAAGCUCUGUUUCCAGUGGCUGCAGCCAGAGGUUCACAGUAAAGAGCAGAUCCUGGAGCUCCUCAUGUUGGAGCAAUUACUGACCAUCCUGCCUGGGGAGAUCCAGAUGUGGGUGCGCACACAGCGUCCUGGCAGUGGAGAGGAGGCUGUUACUCUUGUGGAGAGCUUGAAGGGCGAGCCCCAGAGACUGUGGCAGUGGAUCAGCAGCCAGGUUCUGGGACAAGAAAGUUCACCUGUGGAGGUGGAAUCUGCAAGCUUCCAAGUAAGGGAGGCAGAGGCCAGUCUUGAAGUGGUGCCUCAGGAGCUGGGACUUGAGAAUUCAGCUUCAGGGCCCGAGGAACAACUGAACCACAUCAUCAAAGAGGAAGCUGACACUGAGCCAGAGUUAGUGAUGGAUGCUCCUCAGCUUCUUUUGAGACCUGUGGAAAGGCUCAUCACUGACCAGGACACUGAAGUCCUUGACCCUCUGCAGCAAGAUCAGUGGAGGCACUUGGAUUCCACUCAGAAGGAGCACUACUGGAACCUCAUGCUGGAGAACUAUGGCAAAAUGGUCUCAGGAGGUACUUCCAAUCCCAAACCUGACCCAGCUAAUUCAGCCAGUUACAAGGAAGAGCUGGCAGGACCCCCGCUUUAUGCCAGCGAGAAGAUCCUAGCUCCCACCUGCAGUGGCGACAGGCAAGAGAAUGGCGAAGAGAACCUCAACUUAGAAAUCUGUUCGGACCAGAAGCCUCCAAUUGACCCUUGUCACAUCUCAGGAGAGGCCCCUCCUCAGGGUUCUUUGAGUGACUUCUUUGGUGAGAGUGAACAAAGAAUCUUUGGAGAAGGAGAUUAUCCUCCUAAGGCACAGGGACACCAUCAAGAUGAGAAAAGACAAGAGCCUCUCUCUCCUCAGGAAAACAUUUCUGGGAAACAGUCCUACCAGUAUUUGCAUGAUUCUCACCCAGGAGGUCUCUCUGGAUUGUUACCGAAGCAGAAGCAAGAAACCCCCCAGGAGAACCAGUUGAGACCUCAGAUGACCCAGAAACUUCUCACCUGCAGAGAGUGUGGGAAAACCUUUUGUAGAAAUUCUCAGCUUGUGUUUCACCAGAGAACUCAUACUGGAAAGACAUAUUUUCAGUGCCCCACCUGCAAAAAAACCCUUCUGCGAAAUUCAGAUGUUGUGAAGCAUCAGAGAAUCCACAUAGGGGAGAAGCCUUGCAGGUGUGAUCAUUGUGGGAAAAGCUUCAGGGACUUUUCUGGAUUAUGCCACCAUGAGAAAAUCCACACGGGAGAGAAACCACAUGCAAGUCCUCUCUGUGACAAGAGGUUCAGCAGCAGGUCCACCUUAAAUGAACACCAGGUAGUCCUCCACACAGGAGAGAAGCCCUAUAAAUGUCCUGUCUGUGAAAAGAGGUUCAGCGACAGGUCCUCCUUAAAUAAACACCAGCGGGUCCACACAGGACAGAAGCCCUAUAAAUGUCCUCUGUGUGAAAAGAGUUUUGGCCGCAGACCCGACUUAAGUAUACACAUGAGGGUCCACACAGGAGAGAAGCCCUAUAAAUGUCCUGUCUGUGAAAAGAGGUUUAGCAACAGGUCCUCUUUAAAUAGACACCAGUGGAUCCACACAGGACAGAAGCCCUAUAAAUGUCCUCUGUGUGAAAAGAGUUUUGGCUGCAAAUCCGACUUAAAUAUUCACAAGCGGGUCCACACAGGAGAAAAACCUUAUAAAUGUCCUCUCUGUGAAAAGAGGUUCACUCAGGUGGCCAACUUUAAUGUACACCAGCGGGUCCACACAGGAGAGAAGCCCUAUAAAUGUCCUGUCUGUGAAAAGAAGUUCAGAGACAGAUCCUCCUUCAAUAGACACCAGCGGGUCCACACAGGAGAGAAGCCCUAUAAAUGUCCUUUUUGUGAAAAGAGUUUCACUAAGAUGGCCCACGUUAGUAGACACCAGUCAUUGCACACAGGAGAGAAACCCUACAAAUGUCCUCUCUGA